This is a messenger RNA of Pelagomonas calceolata, 1106 nucleotides long. The record is from the annotation of a GenBank genome assembly. Lineage: Eukaryota; Pelagophyceae; Pelagomonadales; Pelagomonadaceae.
UUACAUAUAUCACUUAAUCUACGGAGCUAUCUAGGUGGCGCCGACGGACGACGCUGCCGCGCGCCGCACGGCUCAGGCCGGCGGCUUCGUCUCUGUUCAAGAGUGGGCCCCGACUUUGUUGGUUGGCGACCUACCGAAGCGCUGGGACUCCAAUGCUUUGACCGGGUCCUCCCCUUUGGCCUCGGCUUUGCGCAGCGUUUCGUUCCAUCGUUGUAUGGAUCGAGGAGUGAUGCCAUAGCGCGCCGCGAGAGCUGUAGAUGCACCCGGCGCAGGCCGCGAGCGCCCCACCAGCAGCUCGCGGUACUCAGCAACGGCCGCACGCCGGACGGCCGGCGACAGAUCGACGUGCGACCCAGGCUCACGCUGCUCGAGCGGCGAUUCGAAGAUCCAGGCGGGGUAUGUCGGCAGCGGCGAGGGCGGUGGCCGAGCCGGCGACAAAGGCUCGACUGGCAGCGCUGCCCGCGGCGUCACCACCGCCGGCGGGCUAGCGUCGCGCGCCGCCGGCACAUCGACGUCGACCGUGAGCUGUUCGGCCCGGACGUGGGCAGCGGGCACCUCACCCUCGUCGCCAUCGUCCCAGGCGACUUUGUAGCCGCCCUCGAGCACUUCGUCGACGACGCCCGGGUACCACUUGUAACCCCACAGCGCACUAACGCGAUCACCGACGUCAUACGCAGCAGGCUUAUAUGGCGCGACGCGCGAAGUUGUGCGACAGUUCGGGCACGCCGUCAGCGUGCCGCGCCGGGACGUGGUCGCAGCCGUGCCCACCGCCGCAGCACACUGCGCGAGGCACGCGGCGUGGAAGCGGUGGCCACAGGGGAGCGCCACCACACCGCUGUCGAGCGCGUCGAGACAGAUGCUGCAAUCCAUUAAUCGACUUUGCGCCGCGCCUUGAAGCCCUGGUAGAGCGUGUAGCCGAUCCACGAAUACAUGAGGACCACGGUCACGGCUGCACAGCCGAUGAGCACGUAGAGGCCCGUGCCGACCUCGUCUUCGUCGUCAAACUUUUCAGCCAUGCUGAGCUGGCCUUCGAGGCGAGCCGCCGCUGCUCGGCGAGGCCUGAUAGCUGCGAGAUGAGGAUCAAUUGGCUUGCAAAAGCCGCGUCG